Molecule: messenger RNA, 1035 nt
Organism: Paramecium sonneborni
Lineage: Eukaryota; Ciliophora; Oligohymenophorea; Peniculida; Parameciidae
Source: the annotation of a GenBank genome assembly
AUGUAAGUAUAACAUGAAAUAAAAAAAAAGAUGGAUGAUAAAAAAAAAUUUGUUUAUGAAAAAAUGAGAGAUAAUUAGAUUAAUUAAUCCAAACUUUGUUAUGCUUUAGAAAUCAAUUAUGAUAACUCCAUGAUUUUAGUUGGCGAAGAAUCUGCAAUAAAAGUGUAUACAUUCAAUUCAAACAAGAUGAAAUUUUUGCAAUUGCUUCAAUCACAUUAAUAUGAAGUUUUAACUCUUAAUUAUUUUCCAAAUAAAAGUCAAUUUUUCUUAUCAGGUUCUGUUGAUUCUUCACUGAUUAUAUGGGCAAAAAACCUUUUAGCAAAACCAAAAAUUAUCUAAAAAUUAAAGGAACAUACUUCAACUAUUUUUUGUGUAAUUUUAUAUUUUAAUGAUAAAAAUUUAAUUGUUUCAGGAGGAGAUGAUUCAACUAUAAAAUUUUGGACAACAAAAUAAUUAAAUUUAUAUUAGUGGUUUUGCUUUUAAACUAUAAGAGAAGAUACUUAUUAAGUAUUAGGCUUAUCUAUAAAUUAAGAAGGAAGCUAAAUAGCCUCUUGCCAUCUUAAUUAUUAAAUCUUUGUGAUGGAAUAAGAAAAACAUUCAAUAUUUUGGUUAAUAAAACAAAAAAUAGAUGUAGAUAUGUAUGGGUAUCAUAUAUGUUUUAUAAAUAAUAAUACUUUUGUCACCUCAUCAGAUAGAACUUGUAAUUUAAGUACUUAUUGUUUGGACAGUACUACUUCUAAUUAUAUUUUGAUUGAUCAAAAGUAAUUACCAAGUAGUGAUUGUAAUGAUAUAUUAUUUCCAACAAUCUUAAAUUAUAAGAAAAAUUUAAUUUUAAACAAAAAUGGAUCUAAUAUAAAUAUUUUAAGGGUUUUGAAAAAUUAAUAAUAAUUUGCUUAACUUGAAUUAGAAUAAACUAUCACUUUUAAGGGAAGUGAAAAUUUUAUUGGAACUAUCAGUAAUGAUGGAAACUAUAUCAUAACUUGGGAUGAUAAAUCAAGUAAAAUCUAGAUUUGGUCACUUUAGAAUAAUUAUUGA